Austrofundulus limnaeus is the source of this 7502-nucleotide messenger RNA. It is a transcript of the gene espl1, whose product is annotated as extra spindle pole bodies like 1, separase. Bases 94 to 6600 code for a protein of 2168 amino acids. Gene Ontology annotation, biological process: proteolysis; meiotic chromosome separation. The transcript is spliced from 32 exons. The record is from RefSeq and is a predicted model, not a curated record. Gene Ontology annotation, cellular component: centrosome; mitotic spindle; cytoplasm. NCBI's taxonomy places the organism in Eukaryota, Metazoa, Chordata, Actinopteri, Cyprinodontiformes, Rivulidae. Gene Ontology annotation, molecular function: cysteine-type endopeptidase activity.
AAAACGGUGCGCGCGGUGCUGUCGGGACACAAGCCAUCGGCAGUGACUAUUUUGAACAGCAUGCAUCCAUUUUUUCCGCUGUAAAGUGUMGACAUGAAGUGUUUGAAGUUGGACGAAUACAUUAAGCGGGUCGCUUCUGUAGAAGAGACGGGACUAUUAUAUGAAGACUUGAAGAGUUAUGUCAAAAGUAAACCUGGACUCCAAAUCCGCACAUUGUGUGACAGGAUUAUCAGAGCCUGUAACCAUCAGCUUGGAGCUGGAUCCUGUCCUCAUGAUCACAUUAGUGCUUUAGUCAAGCUGAUUGAGCUUUCUSUUCGUGGCUAUGAUCUUUCCACAGACCUUGUGGCUCAGAGCAGUCCAUUAUACAUGGAAAAGAUACUUUUCCACAUCGUCAAGAAGCUAAGCACCCUAGAUGUUCACACUCUUUGCAGCCAUGUUGCUGUGUUGCUUUACAGCAGGCUUUCAACAGUGCAGCAGGCUCAAGAGGAUUACUUUGUUCUUGUACGGAGCAGCUUCGUUGUGCUUUGGAGUGGACUGUCUUCUACCAAAGACAAAAAAAUACUGAAUCCUCGGGACAAACUGCACUACCAGAUACAGGCWUUGAGCUUCCUCUUGUUAUUGGACACAGAAACUGCAGGUCCCAAUUUUUCUAAAGCUCUAAUAUGUACAGAGGAUGCCAUCACUGAAUUUGAAAAUGGUUGUGGGACAAUGACAAAGGAGGAUGCUUCUUUUCUUCUCCAGGAAUUACAAACUCACUUUAAAAUGUGUUUUUCUAGUGAGCAAAACCGCAAAGGGAUGAGCUUCAAGCAGCAUCUGGAAACCUCAGGCUUUUCUGUGUUUUUGGAAAUGGUGCUGCUUGCCGUGAAGGCCGUUUGUAAGGCUGGUCUUUACAGUUUAGCCCUCACCUUCUUGAAUGGAAUGGAGAACAAGAUCCUGGACUGUGGUGGUUCUCAGUGUAUACCGCUGGUGCUAGGCAAAUGGGGAGUGAAAAUCCACGCAGCAUUAAAGGCUGACAAAGAGACUGGUCCGGCUUUGACAGAAUGUGCUCGGACUUUGAGGUUCAUCUCAGCUGAUUUGGGUUACAGGGAAGCUCACUCAGUUCUUGAAGGCUGUAGUUUAGUGCUGUGGGCUGUUGAAAAUGGACACACAAAGGGAGUGAGUGGACUAGAACUCCUGGCUCUGUUUUCGUUUCUWGAGGAGUAUCAAGAAUGGACAAUAAAAAUGCAGAACAAGAAUUCAGCAUCCCAGACUGAGUGCAGUUGGCUGCAGCAGACCCUUUGCCAUUGUAUUUACCAAGGUUUUGUAUUUGCUUAUGAAAGCAUGCUUGCAUCACARCUGGAGAACAGUGAGACGAUGGACAGAGUUCUGCUCUACUGCCAGGCCACAACUGGGUUGUUGAUGUCAGAACUUCACAAGUCAUCUAAUGAAAGUUUGCUCAACAAAUCAGCGAUUGCGUUGAGCAACUUAACUUGCGCCCUGUACAACCGACGCCUGUAUGAGCAGGGCUUCAGACUGAUUGAAAUCUUCUGCUUGGAUCUAUGCAAGAAUCGUCCCGUCUCGCUGUCUAUUGAUAGAUUGAGUCGACCGCUCAUGCUGGCUGUGCAGACUUUAAGACGAGCUGGCCGGUUGGAACUAGCCCUGGAGUGGGUGAUCCGGUGGCUGAAAGUCCUUGGGGACCAGAUCACAACUCAAAUGGCUGAACCAGUCUUGCUUUGGGUGAAAAUAAAGAGCGAUGCUGCCAGUAAUGAUAAUGAGGACAUAAGACUCAGGACGCUACGGGAUGGUUUUGGCUCUGAAGUCCCUGAGGAGAGAGUAAUGCUUUGCCUUUUGGAGGAAGAGCUGCGUGCCUAUAAGGAGUUACCGAGAGACACUGCUCAAGAGCGCUACAACACCCUCUGUGACUUGUUGGACAUCUGCCACGAGGAGAGUUCAUACACUCAUCUGCGUGCCGUCUUCCUCUGUGAAAUGGCCCAAGUGGUGUGUUUCCAGGACUUCAGUGAUCAAACUGACUGCAUGGCAAAAGAUUUCACCUAUGAAGCUUUGCGGCUUCUUGAAGAAGAACCAGAAACAUCAGAGAACGCUGACAAACUAAAGGAUGACAAAGCACAUGCUUUACUCUGGCUUUAUAUCUGCACUCUGGAGGAAAAUCUCCAAAAGGCCAUUGAGAACGACAGAAAACAAAAAGAGUUGUGUGAGAACACGCAGUCUGUGAAUAAUCUUGUAGGCAACAAUGAUUUUGAUUAUGAAGACAAACAGAAGAUGCAGGACAACAGUCUGGUUUAUGACGGCCUUCAAUUUAACCUGGCUGCAGAAAACCAGUUGUGUCAGCCUUUGGAAAAGGCUCUGAAUGAAUGGGCUGCUCUCUUUAAGAAUCAAGCCCUGCCUGCUGUUAGAAACGCUAAACAAACCUGCAACUCCAUUUCUGUGGCUGCGGCUCUCUUCAGACUUAUUGGAAAGCCUUUAAAGGCUUUGGAAGCUUACCAACUUGGGAUCUGCUUUUCACGUGAACUUGCUGAUGUUCGGAGCUGUGCUAGCUCUCUCUGUCAGACCGCCAGCAUCCUCCUUGAUUUGGGCACCCCUGAACUGGCUCUGGCUCAGUUGGAGGAAGCAGAAAAACUCCUGUCACUGGACACCACAGAUGAUGAACCUUCAGCUCUCUCCAUGCUGGUCGUCUUAUUGAAGGCUCAGUGCUCCUACAGCGUAGGACAGGUUAGCUCUGGAGUGCCUUAUCUCUGUGAGGUGCUUAAAAAAGUAAGGGAGCAGAAACCAUCAAAGAGCUGGUACCUGCUGCAGGCUCGUGCUCUUCAGGUCUGCAGCUCCUAUUUGACUUUGGACUCUGCUCAGUUGCCACAAGCCCAGCGAAGCCUUAUCACGCAACAUGGUUUAAAUACUCCAGAUUCUGCCCUUUAUGAGAGUUUGAAGCUUCUCUGCAGCUUGCUGGUCACUUUAGUGGGAAAGGGCCUUUAUGGGAAUCAUAACGGCAGCUCAGAUAUGCACUUUGUACACCAGGGAGACAGCCUGGUGCUGAAGUGGCAGCUGCUCUUAGAGCUGCUGAAUUGCUCCAUAAAGAUGGCGGCGGUGCGGAGCAGUUGCGGCGCGGUCAGAGAUGCCAGGCUUCAGUGUCUAGAAGCCCUGAAACUGGCCGUCAAACUCAAGGCACUUAGCCAAUGUGCAGAGCUGCUGGUGAUAAAAGCAGAACUGGAGCUGAUGCAAGAGGAGAGAGAUGACAGUAGUUAUGACCUGGACACAGUCAGAAAUCUUCUGGAGAACUGUACAGAUUUUUCCCAUCAGGUUGAGAGGGCAGAUCUGAAAAUCAAACCAAGAAAAGGUCGUCCGGCUCAGAGAGCUCACUCUGCUCUUCCUGCCAUGGAAGAUGAACUAAAGGACCUUCUCAGCACCAGAUGGAUGGCUAAAGAACCUGUAAUGAAGGCUGUGUCCAGCUCCCCGCCACUCAAAGCUCUGCCUCUCCGCUUGCUGUCCUCCCUGACCCACGAACCCGACUGUCCGUUUCCCUGCUGCUCUGAGCCCUGCUUGGCUCGUGUCACUGCCCGCUGGGCGGCUACACAGGCUGAUCUGGUUCUUCAUCUGGAUCCCUGCGAUCUCGAUGUUGGUUCCAAACUUUACCGGGCGGCUUUAUUACGCUGCAAAAGUGUUACCGGGAAACUCGAAGGAAAAUUGUCUGAGCUCUUCCCGCCUUGUGACCCUGGCAGAGCGCUCUCUAAACCCUCUCUGAUGCAGGAUGUGGCAGGCCGUGUGUACCUGAGCAUGGCUUUGACUGGGCUGCAAGCAAAGCCGAACAAGUCCAGCGGCAUCUGGAAAAUACUUGAAGCUGGCUUAGCUUUUGUAGAUUCCACCUCCUCUCCUGUCUUAAGGCCUGUAAGAGCAGGCCUCAUGGCGACCAAAGCCAUUGCUUCUCUGAUUAGUUUGGCAGGCAAACACAGCUGCAGUCCAGAGGAGCUCUACUCAAACGCUUGGACUUGGAACGCACAAAAAGAAUGUAAAGACAAGAAAUCAGUCCCCACGUUCACAUGUAAAAAGACUAAAGGUUUGAGCAAAAACUCUGACAUUCUUGUCCAGAAAAAGGAGACGAAGAAAGUCAAGCCUGUCAUACCUAAAAUUCAUGUAAUAAGUGCCUCCUCCAAAGAAAAGGGUCUGGUUCCCGUGACGCCAGUAACGACAAAGACCAAAUCAUUUUUUGGAGAGCAUGACUCGUAUAACUUCAACACCGUCGUCCCUACUCUGGCUUUCACUCCUGUUCAGAAGGUGAAGUGCCCUGCUUCGGCACAGAAAGCAUCCAGGGCUGCCUCCAAGCUUCAGUUUCACGUGUAUGAAGAGGUGUCGCCAGGUCGAGACAAAAUCCCAGCUAUGCCUGCAGCCCCUAAACGGACAAAAAAAUCAUGCUUCAAGGUGGAAUUCAGUGAUGAAAGUGACUCGGAGGCUUCAUCCAAAGCAGAGCUCAAAGGAAAAGCAGAUGCACCUAAAAAGCAAACCUCUCGGAGAGUGGGCCAAAACGUGAAAACGGGCCCACCUUCAGCGAAGGUCCCGGUCAAGAGACAACCCAAAGGGAAGAGGAACACCUCGGUUUCUUGUGUUACCUCUUCUGAGGACGACGAGGCUCUGAUCUUUCCACCUGCCUCCACUCGAAGACUAAGAACCAGAAAACCUCGGUCCAAGUCCGAGGAACCACUGGAGGAGCCCGACACAAUGAGGACCAUUGUGGAGGAGACUGAUGAGGUCCUAAACAUAAGCAUUGAGCAGCUGAGGAUGUCGGACACUGAAGCUGAAGAGAAUCAGGCUUUAAGUAAAGACGUCGACCUUGAGGUGCUUAGGCGGGAUAUCUGCUGUGAUUURGAGAGAGACAAGCUGUUUGAAAUGAAGCGCAAAGGUCCUCAAACAGAAGAUCUACAAACUCACUUUUCUCAUUCAAACAACAAGACAGACGAUCUGUCUCUGGAGGAUGUUGAGUCUCUGCUCCGUUCAGCCUUGCUGGCUCUUCAGCACUUCCCCUGUUCCACCAUCUAUCCCACCCUCUGUGCUCUUCUCACCCUGACGACGGGGCAUCGUGACCCCAUGAGCACGGCGAUGUUUCACGCAGAGUCUUUGGGAGUCGCGAGUCGUCAUCGCACAAUCCGGCAUUUAAACAGUAACCUCCAAAAGCUGAAAAAGGCAUCCAGUGAUGUAACCGACAAAAUGAAUGAUCUGAGUCUGAAUGAGCUCAAUGGGACAGAGACCACUACGUGUGCUGAACAGAGAUUGUCUCAGAUGGUGGACAUCUUUUCCUUCUCCACUGCAGACCCUUCCUCUUUCCCCCAGAUUCAGUUCCAAGAGUUUAACCAACAAAUUCAACAUCUUCCUCCAGGAGUGACCGUGUGUUUGAUGUCUGUGCUUGGAGUAAAGCCGGGAGAAAAGGGCGAAAGUAUUCUUCUGUCACGUCUUGAAAAGGAUUCUUCUCCCGUCACUGUUCACAUCUCCACCUCUAGACAGCGGCACAACAUCAGAAAUUUGUUGCAGGAGAUGGAAAACAUUCUGGCAGAACAAAAAGUAGUGAGCUGCGUGGCUGAGAAGGAGAAGUGGUGGGACGGUCGGCGAGCUCUUGACAGUCGAGUUGAGCAACUGUUGAAAGAAAUGGAAGAGCUACUCGGCUGCUGGAAGAGCCUCCUCCUACCACUUUCAGCAGAUCCUGAGCUGUCCAUGCAGGUCCAGAACCUUUGCAAGGCCUUGUCUUCAAAAGGAGUGACGGUGAAUGAGCAGAUGCUGAAGGUUGUACUUUCUGCRUCUCAUCUGCUGAACGAUGACGAUCUCAGGAGAUUUGCUCUUGGGCUUUCUCCUCARUGGCACUCUGAGUGCGAUCAGCUUCUGCAUUCAGCCAUGUUCAACCUCUCUGAGAAAAAUGAGAAUCGGAGUCACGUGGUUCUCAUUCUAGACAAGUUCCUUCAAAAGCUGCCAUGGGAGAGCAUGUCUGUCCUGAAGUCGUGCUCCGUCAGUCGAAUGCCUUCAUUACAUUCCCUGCUCGGUCUCAGCUUUCAGAAAGAGAGGGACUCUCAGUCCAUCCUGAGGCAGGGAGUGAACACAAGCAAGGUGUUCUACCUGCUGGAUCCCGACCGCAACUUGAACAAUACUCAGAUUCAGUUUAAAGAGUGGUUUAGUAGUGAACCGGACUGGCAGGGUGUGUGUGGCGUUGCUCCUGAACCGAGUCAGCUAGAAGAGGCUGUUGCAACCAAGGACUUGUACAUUUAUUUAGGACAUGGAGCCGGUGCCAGAUUCCUGACCGGCCAUUCGGUCCUCAAACAGCCGGUGAGAGCAGCUUCACUGCUCUUCGGCUGCAGCAGCGCGGCGCUGGCUGUGCGAGGCAAUCAGGAUGGACAGGGCAUCGUUCUCAACUACCUCAUCGCUGGCUGCCCCUUCAUUUUGGGCAACCUGUGGGAUGUAACGGAUCGGGAUUGUGAUCGCUUCACAAAAGCUCUGCUUAAGUCGUGGUUAUCAGCUGGGUCUGGAUCUGCUCUCCUGGACCACAUGCCUUCAUCACGUCAGGCCCCAAACCUUAAAUACCUGAUGGGGGCUGCACCCAUCGUCUACGGCCUCCCAAUUUAUCUGCAAUAAGCUGCACCGACACAAACGUUCUUCACUUUGAUGCACAGCAGCGUCGAGCUUAACUUGGAAAAGUUGUUGAAUAUUUUUUCUCUUUAUUUAAAAAUUUCUUUUUAAGUUUUUACUAGUUUAAUUCAAAACCUAUGUAUGAUUGUUUAUUUAUAAGGUGUUUUUGCUUCUAGCUUUGAACAAAUUGCUUUUCACAUGCAGUGUUUUCCAUGCAUAAGCUUCAAUCUGCAGUAAAAUGUUUCACCUUAUCUGUAAGUUUGUGCACUGGUGAGGUUCAGGUUUGACCCGUUUUUAUUGAUGCCAAAACUGUCAGGUUGAAAACUUGCCGAGUUAAACUGGAUUAAUAUUGGAUGUUUUGUGUAUUUUAACAAUAAAUGUAAGGUUCACCCCCACCUCUUCUCACAUGUAUUGAGCUUUAGAAACAUUUCAUAAAGASCUAGAAUGUAUAAAAUUACCAAUUCUCACAAUUUUUUUAAAAAUAAUUUUCAUUUUGCCUUUCACAUGCUAUUAGUUGUUUUUUUUAACACAUUGAUUUUAUUAAUUAAUAAAAACAUGCAUUUUAAAUUUGUGUUCAUUCUUUUCAGUUUUUGCAUUAAGUUUGUAUUUUUCCCCACGUGAGUAAUAUGGAUUUUGUUUAAAACCAGAUUGGAUAAAUGUUUGAAGAUCCAGUGUGAUGUUCAUUUUUUUGGUAAUAAUUUGUUGCCCUAAAAGCAAAAAUUUCAUAACUUGUUCACAGUGUAAGUACAUUUUGACUAAACCUGAAAAGUAUGACACCAAGUAGGUUUAGGCUAAAAAUCUACUACUACUACCCAAUUACUCCUGGAUUAUUAUUAUUUUGGUUUUUGGUUUGUGUGCAAUUAUUCUAGUUUUUCCCUACAUAAACUGAUCAUUUAACUUCAGCAAAA